Molecule: messenger RNA, 7374 nt
Organism: Numida meleagris (helmeted guineafowl)
Lineage: Eukaryota; Metazoa; Chordata; Aves; Galliformes; Numididae
Gene: IGDCC3
Product: immunoglobulin superfamily DCC subclass member 3
Exons: 14
Coding region: 233-2563 (776 amino acids)
Biological process (GO): axon guidance; cell-cell adhesion
Cellular component (GO): plasma membrane; axon
Molecular function (GO): protein binding
Source: RefSeq, a predicted model, not a curated record
CGCCCGGCGCGGCGGCGUGCUCGCUCGGAGGGGAGCUGCGCUGAAAUCCGCUUUUUGCCUUCUUCGCCCUCGUUCUUCUUCUUUUUCUUUUUUUUUAAGUUUUUUUUUUUCCUUCCUUUCUUUCCUCCCUCAACGGGAGGGUGGCUCUCGCCUCGCCUCUCUCCUUCUCUCCCUCCUGGGCUGCUCCCUCCCGGUGGGGCGCAGGGAGCCGAGCCCGCCCGCCCGGGAUGCCAUGGCCCCGCCGGGCUCCGCGCUGCCCGCCUGCCUGCUGGGGCUGCUGCUGCUCGGCUGCCGCGGAGAUUUUGGUCGUUCCUCUGAGCUGGCGUUCGUCGUGGAGCCCAGCGAUGACAUAGCAGUGCAGGAGCAGCCCUUGAUCCUCUACUGCCAGGUGGAGGGCAUCCAGCCCAUCACCAUCACGUGGCGGAAGAACGGCGCCAUGAUCGUGGACAGCGAGAACGCCUUCAUGUUGGCCAACGGCUCACUGUACGUCUCCCGCUUCCAGAGGGUCCGGGGAGACGGCUCCUCGGAUGAGGGCGAGUACGACUGCAUGGCACAAAACCAUUAUGGGCUGGUGGUGAGCAGGAAGGCGAAGAUCCAGGCAGCGACCAUGUCUGACUUCCACAUCCACCCUCAGAACGCGGUGGUGGAGGAAGGGGGUGUUGCAAGGUUCCAGUGCCAGAUCCAUGGCCUCCCUGAGCCCGUCAUCCUCUGGCAGAAGAACCGCAUGCCGGUCAACACGGACAACGAAAGGUACACGCUGCUUCCCAAGGGGGUCCUCCAGAUUACGGGACUGAGAGCAGAAGAUAGUGGGAUUUUUCACUGCGUUGCGACCAAUAUUGCUAAUGUGAAGUUCAGCCGAGAGGCCAGGCUCACUGUGUCAGGCUCCCACUCCACCGUUUACAAGGACCCCAUGAUUCUCGUCGGGCCGGAGAACCUCACGCUGACGGUGCACCAGACCGCGGUGCUGGAGUGCAUCGCGACGGGCAACCCGCGGCCCAUCGUCUCCUGGAGCCGCCUAGAUGGCCGCCCGAUCGGCGUGGAGGGAAUCCAGGUGCUGGGGACAGGAAAUCUCAUGAUCUCGGACCUCAGCGUGCAGCACUCUGGCAUCUACGUGUGCGCCGCGAACAAACCUGGCACUCGGGUGCGAAGGACUGCUCAGGGCAGGCUCGUCGUACAAGCCCCUGCAGAGUUCGUGCAGCAUCCACAGUCCAUCUCCAGGCCCGUGGGGACCACGGCCAUCUUCACUUGCGUGGCCCAAGGGGAGCCCCCCCCGCAGAUCACUUGGCUGAGGAAUGGGCAGAUCCUGGAGACGAGCGACCACAUCAAGCUGAAGAAUAACAACAGCACUCUCUCCAUCUACGGGAUCAACCAGGCGGACGAAGCCAUCUACCAGUGCAUCGCCGAGAACAGCGCCGGCUCGACGCAGGCCAGCGCCCGCCUGACGGUCCUGUGGGCAGAAGGGCUGCCCGGACCCCCACAGAGCGUGAGGGCUGAGACGGUCUCUGCCACCACCAUCCAGGUGUCCUGGGAGGAGCCUCUGCAGAACACCAAGGAGAUCAUCGGCUACGUGCUGCACAUCAGGAAAGCUGCAGAUCCCGUGGAGAUGGAGUAUCAGGAGGCUGUUAGCAAGAGCACCUUCCAGCAGCUAGUGACUGAUUUAGAACCCUCGACCAGCUAUAGCUUCUAUAUAAAGGCUUACACCUCCCGGGGUGCCAGCAAAGCCUCGGAAGUCACAGUGGUGAGCACGCUGGGAGAAGUCCCAGCCAUGCCAUCCCUCUUUAUUAAAGUCAUUAACAGCACGGCCGUGCAGGCAACGUGGGAGCCCUCCAUCAAACUGGGCCAGCAUGAAGGCUUCAAGCUCUACUACCGCAAAGUCCACCUCUCCCAGUACACAGGCCCGGUGCUGCUGGCCAGCAACGUCACGGCGUACAACAUCACCCACCUGGAUGCAUCGAUGGUGUACGAGGUCAAACUCCUUGCCUAUAACCAGCAUGGGGAUGGAAACUCGACUGUCCGCUUUGUGUCCUUGAGGGAAACCGUGGAGAGGACAGUGCUGAACCCCCCAUGUGACUGCAUGAAGGAUGAGCAGAACAACAAAACCUCUGCGACGGGUAUCAUCAUUGGGAUCCACAUCGGUGUCACGUGCAUCAUUUUCUGUGUCCUUUUCCUCAUGUUUGGGUACAGAGGAAGGCUGCUGAUGUGUAAAAAUGUGCAGGAGCAGCUGUCGACCCCGCAGGUCCCAAGGAGCCAGAGGAGCGCCGCGGGGAUCAUUCUGAACGGGGCCGCCCGCAGGGACAGGGACGAGCGGGACCUGAACGGAAAGCAGCUGGACAUGAACGAGCUGGAGAGGUUGUUCCCAGCAUCACCAUGUCCAGAGCAGCAGGACAAGGGAAUAACACCGUCUCACAGCGCGCCUGCUGCCCAUGACGACACACAGAUAUCCACGCUGCCAAUGGACGAAUUCAGCAUCAUCGAGGAGCAGCCAGACUCUCCACAAAAAAGCCCUCGUGAUGGCAGCCCUGCUGCUCCAGCUCCCCACCAUGGCCCUGCCAAUGAAGGAUAAACUGCCAAGACUCGAACCCUCUUGUAGGAGUUACCAGAAACCAAAACCACAGCUGGUGAUGUCUUUACAAUGAUUCGUCAAUCUCAGGUCAAUUGAAGAUUUCUACAGUCUGAUUGUUAUUUUUUUGUUUUGCUUUAUUUUUAUAUAUAUAUAUAAGUAUAUAUAUAUAUGUGUGUGUGUAUACAGCCUUUUUGAAACUCUGUGAAGUUUAUCUUUCUGACCUGUCUCAGGCCCCUUGGUGCGUUUCUUUCGACAACGGCUUUACGAAGACUGGUCAUAAUUGGUUUUCCCAUUGCUGCUAAGUAAAGGGCUCCUUGCAGAGCCUGGUGAAGGCCCGGGGAUGCCUCAGUCCCUUGGCAUCACAGACUUCUUCCUGACCAGCAGCUUUAGGACUCCUUUUUGGAUCUGUUUUUUUAUUUUGAGAAGACUGGAUUCGGAGCAGUCCUUCUAACGUGACUCCAAAAAUUGAGGCCUGGGAAGGCCCUCUCUCCGUGGUUUGGAUGAUUUUGUACACUUUCACUAUUUCUCAGGAUACUUUUUUUGCUGAUUGACUAUAUAAUAUGAAGAAAAAGAAAAAAGAAAAAAAAAGUAAAAAAAAAAAGUGUGUCAAAGGAAGCCUGCCUGAGGGCUACUGAAAGACUUGGACAAACAACCCGAGUGAAAUCAGAACCUACCUCAACCGGAAUGAAUGUCUUCUGGGAAGCAGAAAUGCCUGCGUCUUCCUUCGUGUUCAAAAACAAGUAGCGUAGCACUUGGUCAGUACAAGCUUGGUCCUACCUCAGCCAUCCCGCUCUGUACCUGCCACAUCGUUGUUGUUUUUGUUGUCGUCCUUCCUGUGUAAAGCACUUCCAAACCUUGAAAGCAAUGUUCUACCUCAAGUGUGCGAGAAAUUCGUGUGUGUGCGUCCUCACCCCCUCCUCCUGCCUCGUGUGCGGGCAGCUGGUGUUAUGAGCUUUAUUUUAGGCACGGUGGGAUUUCGCCUGGUGGAGAUUUGUGUCGUGUUUUUUUUUACUUUAAAGACUCUGGGGACCAUCACGGAUGUGGCCCACAUGGUGGUUGAUGCCCUGUGGCUCACCAGCACCGUUGCUCUCACAGAGCCCAACUGGUAUUCCCAAAUGGCUGCCUCGGCCCAUCCUGAGCGUAUGUGGGAUGGGUGCUCUGGUCUUUGUUAGGGCCAGGGCACACUGUGGCCAGGAGCUCAUGGAAACCCCAGCCCAGCGCUUCCAAAACCUGCUGAGAUGCUCCUGAGUGCAUUUCAAGAGUGCAGGCCUCGUCUUGAAGAGACCACUGUGGCCCAUGCAUGGCCUACAAGGCCUUGUUGCUCCUGUCAAGACGAGGUGUGGGAGCUCUGACUGCAAUGCAGCGGGGGCUCCCGACACCAAAGAGAGGUUUUGUGACCUCCACCGACCUGCCACCAUUUUGGGAUUCAUAGAGUCCUAGAAUCACAGAAUGGUUGGGUCAGAAAGGACCACAAAGAUCAUUUGGGUCCAACCCCCUUGAUGUGGACAGGGCUGCCCGCCACCAGCUCAGGCUGCCCAGGGCCCCAUCCAACCUGACCACAGGCCCCCCCAGGGGUGGGGCACCCACAGCUCUCUGGGCAGCCUGUUCUGGGUUGUCCCGGCCUCACGGGUCGGUGUGUGACUGAUGUUGCCCAUCAGGUCCCCUGCCGUGUGGUUAUUAAAACCAGACAAGUGUGAACAAUUUGUAGAGGUGGUGGCAAAUCCAGUGUCACCAUGUUUGCGAAAAAAAAGUGAAAGGAAUCAGGAAAAGAAAUGAGUUUAAGAGAAAUAAUAAUUGUAUUUUUUUAAAUGGUACCAAUGGGAGAGUCUCUUCUGUCAGAAGCAUCCCCCACCACCUCCAUGUUUGGCAGUGGGAUGCUACUGGUAAUUGUGUAAAUAAUACAGUAUUCAGGAUGGCAAGGAAAGUCCUGUCCCAUGUGCUGUGUCCUUGGGGAUGGGCAAGGGCUGGGUGUGAGUGGGUCCCUGUGCUUCCAGACCAGAUUCAUGCUUCACACCCCAAGCAGCCUCUCUCACCCCCCCAGCCCUAUUCCUGCUCCUGUGUGUCACGGGGACGUCACCAUCCAUCCAUCACUGAGCCGUGACCAGAAACCCAAACCUCUUCCCAUCCUGCUCCCGGCCCCGCUUCUCGUUUCGUUGUCUUUGUGUGGAACGCCGAAGCUCACAUUGAAGUACUGUUGCCAAAGUGAACACAUGACUUAGACUAGCUUUCAGCUCAGGAUCCCCGGAGCUGCGAAUAUGCUAUUAAUUUAAUAUCAUAUUAUUGUGAUAUUGUAAUAGUAUUUGUCAUUACUUCCUUUUAUUAAAGGGAAAUGCUGUGCCAUUUGACUAGUUGAAAUACGAUAGUACGUUGCAAGUAGAUCUUUUUUUUUUUUUUUUUAAAUGAUUAUGCAGAAAUGUAAUGGCUUAAACCAGUGCAGAUUCUGGGUUGGUUUGAGAUGCUUGAAGAUGGAUGUGAAUCUUUAAAGACUAUUUUUAGAUGCGUAGCUCUUCCUCUUGCUGGGGUUUCUUUGAUGCUCUUGUCAACCCAUAUUGCAGGGCUGAGGCUGCGCAGCCAGGAGGAAAAUGCGGCCUUCCUCAAGUCACCAAAGCCUCCUGAGUCUACCAGACUGGGCCAAAAAACCCUCCAAAUGGUGGCAAGAGCUGCUCCGUGGGUUCGUCAUGAGGCAGGCUGGAGGCAAAGCUGUGCCAGAAAAAGCAGGGGAAGUGUUGUCUAGAGUGGCUUUAAAUUGUAAAACAGGAAGGAGGAAAAAACAAGAGCUUGUAUUUGAGUUCAGUUUGGAGCAGAGUCAGGCCUGCCCUUGGUUCAUCCAAACUGUUGCCCUGUUUUUGCUGGAAGCCGUGGGAUUUCUGUGUUGCCAUUGGGAGGACAAGUAGCACAGCAGGUCCCCGUGUGGCUUGCAGGGAGGCUUGCAGGUGUCAAAAAGCUCUUCCCAGGUAUUCGGUGAGCCCUUCCCCAUACUGUGUCAUCAGGGCUUUGUUUCUCCGUCAGGUGUUGGGUCACCAGGAGACGCAGAUGAGCCCCACUCCCGUGCUCCGCCUUCGGGGCUGCUCCGCCACAUCCCAAAUGUUCAACCCAAAGCUUGCCGGCUUUUGGAUUCCCUUUAUUUCCCUUUUUCUUUUUGGCUGAGAAUGUUUUAUCCAAAGGCAAAAGCAGUGGAUAACGCAGGCGCUGGGUCCAGAGCCGGCUGCUGGCAACUGCCCACGUCUGGGGUAGGAGUCGCGUCCUGAAGUAUUUUCCCAAGGAAGAAAUGCCACUAAUUCAACCCCACUGCCUUUUCAGGGCACAUCCAGAAUCCCCCUCGCUUUUUUCUGGCUGUGAUGAGAUGAAAUUGCAGCAAGGAAUUAAGGCAUCCAAAAGCUGAUAUAUAUAUAUUUUUUAAAUUUUUUUUUGGUAACCCAUAAUGGGCACAACCUAUUCUCGGAGCUCUCAAGUCUACCAGAGAUGGCUGCUACCUCAGGGAUAGUAUCCACAUUGUGUUUAGUUGGACAGGGACUAGUUUGAUGCUGUGACAGGGUAUUUUCACGCUGUUGGAUUCAGGUAUUUAUUUGUCUAACAUACCUUACCUUUCCUCUUCCUUGUUUUGCAAAGACGCUGAAAUCUUUAAGUGCUGGAGCAGUUUGGGAAUUUUAAAGAUUCCACCCCAAAUUGAUUACUAAUGAGGGACUGGAUGUUUUGGGUUGGCAAUAUAUGAUGAGGGAUGCUGUGCCAGGGUCCCCUCUGGGACUUUUUGGUGUCAGUCGGGUGGCAGCUGCGUGGUGUGUGCACAGGGGAGAUGGAUGCAGGGCUGUGAAAGCAGAGCCGAACCUAACACAUUUCACAGAACCAUAGAAUAUCCUGAGUUGGAAGGGACCCAUAAGGAUCAUCAAGUCCAUCUCCUGGCUCCACAUGGGACCACCCCAAAGUCAGACCAUAAUUGCUCCGACGGCUCUAUUCUCUAUAAGUAUGUACAAACCCACUGCUAAUUAGAGAGUUACUGGAAAGUCAUUUCCACCACCACUCAAGCCAAUAGACAGGCAGUGUGGCCAUCCGUGCUCCAUCUCCUUGCCCACAGCAUUGUCCUCCAUCCCUGCCCCUGCUCACGGCAAUGGCCUCAACCCCAUCAGGCACUGGGAUCCUCGCCGAGCUGCCCAGCGGCUGGGAAGGUGGGGAAGAGGAAAUUAAAACCCUAUGAAAACAAGCAGCAGUGGCACAGGGGGAGCGAAUGACUCCCUUCAUCUGUGCAAACAGGAUUUGGAAACAGAUCCCUCCCGAUGCUGGGCCGUUUGAGGCAGAUUAAAGAUCCUAUCUAGCAACCCGAUGCCGGCUGAUUUUUUUCCUAAGCUUACUUAGGGGUGCAGAAAUAUGUGCAAAUAAAUGAGCAAAUUAAAAAAAAAUAGGGGAAGGGGAAGAGAAGCGCCUCGGGAAAUGGUUACGUGGGCUGCCAACACGCAUCGCAUCCAUGUUCCAGUGCUCGGUCACCUCAUUUUGUACAAGAGGGGUGAUGGGCCAGGGCAAAGCCCAGAGACGGGGGGAAAGAAUGGAUUUUAUUGGGCUCUGGGUCAUGGUCCUACGGGGCUAAGAGAGGUUUUACUUUGGUCAGCGUUGCGUCAUCGGAACUUGCAAUAUCUCUGCGUUUAUAAGAAAGUAAUAAAAACGACGAUGCUCAACCUUUGUCCCGGUCCUUUUUGGAGAUCGACCAUUAAGAGUAACGUUAAAAACCCAAAUUGCAAAGCACUUUUUUCUACUGUUUAUUUUCUACCUUUCUUACUUUGAAUCGUCUUGAUAUUUGAAAUCCCGUUGAUCCUACAAUU